CUGACAGACUGACGCUGUCACUGUCAGCUAUCUGUAAAUUCUGUAUCUGUCAGUUCGGUUGUUAACUCCCGCCGCACGCCGCUGCAUUUUGCCGCUUCUGCAAGUUGAAACUAUCAUUAUUACUUUAAAUUCAUCAUUAGUGUCGCGUUUGUGUCAAGAUUAGAGUAAUUACUCAACAUAUACAAGAUAUAAAACAAUAAACAUGGAUAUUGAAACGAAAGUCAAAGGAGACAUGAAGGCUUUAGGCUGCAAGUCUGAUCUAAAGGUAUCUUUAGCUUACCACCUUUACUUACAUCUAGUGGACCAGAAGUUGAUGUACGACACUGAGUAUUGUUACAAUAAGGACAUAGAUACUCUUUACAUCGUCGCCCGGCCGAGAAGGAACGAGAAACCAAACAUUUACGUGCCGAUACCGACGCACGACGAGAUCACCGUGGAUUUCAUCAACAAAAUACAGGAGAAUCUGUGUACAGUUGAGACGGGGCCGUCUGUGAACCUGGCGUUUGUUGAAGGUGAUCUAACUAUUGUCAUAUAUACAUUUACAAAGGGACUGGUGGAGCGGCCACCGCCGGACAAGGUGGCACAGCUGCGAGUUAGAGAUGGAAGGAGGAACUUCAUUGAUAACGAGUUGAAGAAGAAGAGGAACAACAUUGUGAAUGAUGCCUUGAAUGGAGGAGUUGUGGAUGAUGAUGACUGCCAAGUAGUGGAGUGAAGGGAGUACUGUAGUAUUAGGGGUUUUGUUAACAACAAGGACCAAAGUCCUUGGAUUUCUGAUAUGUAUGUUUGUGAGAUACCACUCAUUGUGGGUGCUCCAUGUAUAAUACCAAUAUAUUCACAUUUAAUUGUCAUCGAGCAAUCAUGUGAUCUAUUCAGUCCAUGUUACUGAACUUUUAGUGGUAAAAUAUUCCUUUUAUAAAUAGGUAUGUUUAAAGAAACCGACUUCAAUCCCCACUUGUUUUAAAUCUGUCAAUUAAUAUACUAAAACUGUCCCUCUUGUGUAACAAAUACUUUUCUGAAAACCGCAUCAAAAUCUGUUCAACCAAUUGAGAGAUAAUUGCACACAAACAUAGGUCAUACUGAGAACUGCCUUUUUUCUAUUUGAAGUCGGUCAAUAUAAAUAAUUAUGUAACAUUCAAAAUGUAUAUUAUUGAAGAGUAAGUGUUUGGAGAUGAAUAUUUAUAUUUUACAAGUAGUUAAUGUUUAAUAAUCCCAAUCAACUAACUUGUCAUGAUAUUUAAGUAAUGACUUUUGUUCUAAGAACUUGUAAAUGCUAAUCACUUUAAAAGUAAAGUACUUUAAAAAAAGUGUGAGUGUUCACUGAAAUAUUUGCUCUAAGGGACACUCACUCAGUAACUUAGGAAUUAAGGUAACAUUCAUAAAUGUUAUGUUUGUCUUAUCACUUUAAUUAUCAUAAAUCACUACAUAGUAUAAAACAAAGACACUAU
This is a messenger RNA of Spodoptera litura, 1445 nucleotides long. NCBI's taxonomy places the organism in Eukaryota, Metazoa, Arthropoda, Insecta, Lepidoptera, Noctuidae. The record is from RefSeq and is a predicted model, not a curated record.